This is a messenger RNA of Solenopsis invicta (red fire ant), 1261 nucleotides long. RefSeq lists its product as uncharacterized. The record is from RefSeq and is a predicted model, not a curated record. Lineage: Eukaryota; Metazoa; Arthropoda; Insecta; Hymenoptera; Formicidae. The transcript is spliced from 4 exons. Gene Ontology annotation, molecular function: DNA binding. Gene Ontology annotation, biological process: regulation of transcription by RNA polymerase II. Gene Ontology annotation, cellular component: nucleus; transcription regulator complex. The coding region runs from base 173 to 1234 and encodes 353 amino acids.
GGAAGUGCGCGCCAUCUGAGCAAAUUCGUUGCCGGCAUCGCUCUGGCAACCGUUUCCUCGAUCUCGUUGGCGGUCAUUCGUUGGCAAUUCGUUGGUGGACUGUGGUGGACUUUCCUCGUUGUCGAGCGAUUUUCGCUGAAUUGCGAGGUGGAGCGCACAAUUUGAUUGCGAGAUGACAGUGCCACCGGAUUCUUAUCAGAUCUCUCUGAACAUCAUAGAGGCGAUCAAGCAACACCCGGUGCUAUACUGCACUGAAGUGAAAGGUCUGCCAGUGAAGUUGCAGGAGUUUAAGCAAAAAGUUUGGAAACGCAUCGCAGAUGAGCUUGGACUGGACCCUACAUGGGUCAGACUUAAAUGGAAGAAUCUUAGGGACACCUACUGUCGUAUAUUGAAAUGCAAGAACAAAUCGGAAGAGGGUGUAAGAAGAAAAAAAUGGAUCUUCGAGGAUCACCUAAGUUUCAUAAAAUACCCGUACGAAGAGGACUACGAGCCACAGUGUGUAGAACUGACCAAGGAAUAUAUACAAGAGAUAAACUCGGGUGAAGUGAGCUCUGAGGGUCUCUUAGAACAGUUGGAGGACCGGAAUAGCGAGGACUAUAGCGAAUAUCUGGAAGUUCUUGAGGAGACGUCUGCCGAUCCGGUUUUACUGGUACCCGAAACGAUAGAAACAUUAGACAGUGAUAUGCAGAUUGUCAAUCAAGAUGUGGCAUCAGGCAGUGAACAAAAUUGUACGCAAAAGGAUCUUGACAAUUACGUGCAGCAAAUACAGUCAAAGUAUCGAAAAAUACGUCCAAAACGAUUGAAGACCGAUCAUCCGUCCGUCUUGAAAACAUCUAAUUCCAAUAAGAUAAAGAAAUCUUCCUUUAAGAAAAGCAAUACAAGCACAUAUGAUACUAGCACAGGUGAUUCUAUUCUCGUGAUGAAUCCAUCACCAAACACAUCGCCUAUAAAAGGAUCGAGUAACAACGAUUUCGAGCCAAUUUAUCUGGCACCCGAGAGCAAAAGUAUAGAUUUAUUUUUUGACAGCAUGGCGCAAACGGUGAAGAAAUUGCCACCUAAGGUACAAGCGGAUCUCAAGAUGCACAUCUGCAAGCUUGUCACAGAGGCAGAGGUACGAUACUCUGGCCAAAACAUGCCGCAAAGCACGCAACAAUUCAUAGCGCCACGUGGCAUGAUACCUAAGCUAGUAUUAAUACCUUGCAAUAUGAUAGAUAAACAAGAAGCUAAGGAUUGAUUCGUUAUCAUGUUAAACAAUAGAUCA